Molecule: messenger RNA, 4135 nt
Organism: Falco peregrinus (peregrine falcon)
Lineage: Eukaryota; Metazoa; Chordata; Aves; Falconiformes; Falconidae
Gene: ASB9
Product: ankyrin repeat and SOCS box containing 9
Exons: 7
Coding region: 347-1231 (294 amino acids)
Biological process (GO): intracellular signal transduction; protein ubiquitination; positive regulation of protein catabolic process
Molecular function (GO): protein binding
Source: RefSeq, a predicted model, not a curated record
ACUAAGAAUUUCCUUCCUGAUAAAAAAGGAGGGCUGGCGCACCGAUUGGGCGCCGUGUUGGAGAGGAUGUGACAUCAGGCACAUCUCUCGCUUCGCUGGAUCACUGGCUGCCUACCAGGGCAGCCAGGGAGCUGUUUUGUUAAAUCCCAACCCAGGUACUCAAGUUUCUGCACAAAGUGCUGCUGGCACCACAUCCCGGUCUGCUGCAAGGUCUGUUUGACUUGUGCGUGUGGAGUCUGCUUAGUAGAUCACUCCCAUCGCUGGGGUCUCGCCGGGGAUGAUGGAAUUUGAACUCUCGAGACCGACCACGAAGUGAAAAAACAGAAAUUGGACAGACAGGGCUGAGAUGGAUGAUGAGGGAACAAAUCAAAAUGCCAGCGAAUUGCAAGGAACUGGAGGCCAGACAUCUGCAACAUCCCUAUCAAACCCGCUGAUGAGGGACUUUGUUUCAGACUGGUCUCCUUUACAUGAUGCCUCGGUCCAUGGGCGUCUGCUUACCCUGAAGAAACUCAUCAAACAGGGGAGUGAUGUUAAUCUUGUUACAGAAGAUCAGGUAUCUCCUCUCCAUGAAGCCUGCCUAGGGGGUCAUGCUGCUUGUGCCAGUGUCCUAUUAAAACAUGGUGCGCGGGUGAAUGGAGUCACUGUAGACUGGCACACGCCGCUGUUUAGCGCUUGUGUCAGUGGCAGUGUAGCUUGCUUGAAUUUAUUGCUGCAGCACGGAGCCAGCCUGCACCCACCCUGUGACUUGGCAUCCCCCAUCCAUGAAGCUGCUAAAAGAGGUCACGUACAAUGUGUCGAAUUCCUCGCGUCCCAUGGGGUAAAUAUUGAUGACAACAUCAAGCAUCUGGGUACUCCGCUUUAUGUAGCUUGUGAGAACCAGCAAGUGAACUGUGCCAAGAAGCUGCUUGAGUCAGGAGCAAACGUGAACAGCGGCAAGGGCCUGGACUCCCCUCUGCACGUGGCCGCCAGGAAUUGCAGUGCAGAGCUGGUGACACUGCUGAUUGACUUUGGAGCAGACAUUUGGGUGAAGAACGCCGAAAACAAGAGGCCGAUGGAGCUGGUCCCAGCAGGCAGUCCUGUGGGCCGACUGCUCCUGCAGAAAGAAGGGCCACUGUCCUUGAUGCAGCUGUGCCGCCUGUGCAUCAGGAGGUGCUUUGGACACAAGCAGCAUCAAAAAAUAACUGGACUUCUCCUGCCGGACGAGCUGAAACAUUUCCUUCUCCACGUUUAAGCUCUUCUUGUUCAAAACAGUGCCUCUAAUAACAAGGAAGGUUUGUUGAGGAAAGAUUUCUUCUCAUCAGUAGUGUUGCCAAUGCCUGCGAUGUUAAUUUGUGAUAGUUGUUGGUCUCUAGUAAAGCCCUGGGUCCAAGAAACACAGGACUGACCAACUCUCGCAGGUCUCACUGCCACCACCCCUAGCAAAUCUGUCAUUUAGCAAGGAACCAUUCUGCAUGGUUACAUGGCGAAACUUGGAAAUGGGACUUAAGAGCCCCCUGGAAAGCAUGGAAAAUGAACAUAAUGUUUUAAAUUAGAUCUCUUGAUUCUCUGGCACAGUUUCAGGGGGCUUGUGGUUGACAGCCUCUUACAAAGAAAAUGCAUAUCUCAGCCCAGCACUAACAGCAUGUCAUGUAUAUAUUAAGGGUACUAAGGAUAGCUACACUUUCUCUGUAAGCAGCGCUCAUCUGCCUGUCAUCUGUGAAGGCUGUACCUACACCGCUGCACGGAUAAGGAAAGGGAACCCAGCCGAAGGUACUUGCAAAGCCAGUGAAGCCCUCUGGCAGAUGUUACCUAUUUUUUAAGUAUAUCACGCUGCAGAUUGAUGAGCACCAGCCAACAAUCAUCAGCAUCUGAAACAUUCGUUUCUGCCAUGACAGCAAGUAGGUCGCUGCUGAUGGCAGCUCCCUACAGUGCAAUCAUAAGGGGGAAAGUUUUUUUAAUCAUCCAUUAAAAUAACUUAUUCCUGACACUUUGAGACUUAAGGGAGCCACACUUGAGAACUACACAUUUACUCCUUGCACAUUAUUUUUCAAGGACACAGGCUAACAGGCUAUCGGUUGCAGGCAUCGAGAGCUCCCCCUUUCUGCCCUGAAAAUUAGGUGAUACUUCCUAAGCAUUUCUCAGCAUUCAUCAGAAAAACAACAGCUUCUCUCCCCUUUCCCCACCCAAGAAAAGAGAUCAUCAUAAGAGUGAGAUAAUUUUUUUUUUCUUGGAGAGAUGUUACCUCAUUCAUAGCAUCUUCCAUGUAAGUGGUAAUAAUACCAUCUCUAAUGUGUGGUCAUAAAAUGAACAAUGAAAAUACUGACGUUAAAGUCCAUUCCAAAUUAAAAAGAUAAUGGGUAAUUUGUGUCCCCUGCUGAGUUGCUGAGCUGCUGGCUCAGCCCACACGCCUCUCAAACAAACAAGACAUAUGUCAUUCUUAUUCCACCGAAGCUGUAAAAACAAAUACUUUCUCCAGCUAAAAUUUAUCACUGGGUGUUUUUCUUUCCCUCCCAGAAACAUGUCCUGCUGCCACAAACCAAAGUGCAGUUCGGAUCACUCUGCCCUCUCCUGGGUGCUCCCUUGGGAAUACCAGCUGCCUGACAUGUGCAUGAUGAGGAUGCUGAAGCUCCAGCUCUUUUGCCUGCCACCCUGUACCCUCUCCAGCUCUGAACUCUGGUGCAUCUGCAUCACCUGGCAGCUGCAGUGCACCCACCGCCUCCUCUGAGGGGCUGCUGCCAUGUUGCCCCUGCACUGGAGGGGCAGGCCAUGCAAUUUGACGCUUUUGGAGAUCCUCUUCUUUUUCACUUUGCUGUGGAGACACCUGUAACUGUGGGCUUGGUGCACAAAAACUGUGACGACAUUGUUAAUGCCAGCAGUAAGAUGUAUGGAGUCCUCAUCUUGUAAAUGGAGAGACUGGCAGCCUUCAGAUACAGAAACUUAUUUUGAUGUUUACUAGUGUGCCGAUGUGUGUGGUGCAAGCCUCCCUUUUGCAUAUGGGAAGAUAAAGAGGAUGGAUCAAAUGCUUCCUGGGUGCUCAUAUUUGACAUAAACUACAGUUCAAAUCCUUGGCUGGACAACAUGACUGCUGGCUAUAGAUAUCCAGUAUGAUAGCUUUAUUUUUUUUUUUUUUUUUUUUGUGGUGACCAAACACAGCAAUAGCAGUUCUGUUGGCUCUGUGGAACACUAAGUUGUACCCUAAUGGGACACAAUGACAAACACAGUUAGGUCUGUAAGUCCUCUUGUUACAGAGACACACAGAAAUCUUCACUUAUCUCACCUAAUUCAUCAUAUAUAAUUUAAGCCAUGUAAAAAUUCACUUUUACUGUGAAUUUUUCACUGGUUUAAGAUGGCCUUCCAUAUUCUUUCCCUCUUGCUGGGGAAGAAAAAUAGACAUCUGUCUUUAUAGGCUGAAUAAAAGCAGGCAUCUUGGGUGGGGAAGGUGGAUCCUUCUAAAAUCAGUUAUCUUGGAAAAACUGAAUCUACAUUGAACAGGUAGGGAACAGAAAACAAACCUACUGCUUAACUGUUGAAGAUUAAAGUGUAAAGAAUCCCUGCUUUGGUGACACACUGGAAAGCUGGAAGAUCCAGCUUAUUGUAUUUUAGAUGAUGAAGAGAGAUUUCUUUACAUAUUAGUUUUAUGAUUUACCUUUAAGCAUCUUAUUUUGUAACUUCAGCCAAUGGGUUUAUAGGAGUAAUGCUAAUAGCAGGAGAAAAUUGCUCUGAGAAGAUGAUGAGUGAUGCUUCUAGACUGCUUUUCUUCUGGAAAUUUCAUAGUGUGACUGUUUACUUGAAUCACUCUGAUCAAGUGUAACUAGGAUGAAUUCUGUAUGUUCAGCUUGUACCAUCUUAGUAUAUUUGCUUAUUUAUUUUAAUGUAAAUUGUGAUCAACACUGGUGAAUUACAGCUUUCUUCAUCCACACUUAUCGGGUUAUAAACUGUAGAAGUUGUACAAGACACGAACUGAAUAAGCUCAUUAUAGGUGAGGUUUGGAUCUUUUCCUGUGUUUGAAAUAAUUCCAAAUGUAAUGUAGGAGUUGAAAGAUUUUUUCAGGAAUAUAUUUUAUCAGAUUCUUUGCUAUUAUUUUGUUAGCAGUUUAGUGGUAGUCAAACCACAAUUGUAUAGGAUAUUUGCUCAAAAAUAAAUGGCUUAUACUCUU